Molecule: messenger RNA, 1574 nt
Organism: Hippocampus comes (tiger tail seahorse)
Lineage: Eukaryota; Metazoa; Chordata; Actinopteri; Syngnathiformes; Syngnathidae
Product: 5-hydroxytryptamine receptor 4
Exons: 2
Coding region: 339-1406 (355 amino acids)
Biological process (GO): positive regulation of MAPK cascade; adenylate cyclase-activating adrenergic receptor signaling pathway
Cellular component (GO): plasma membrane
Molecular function (GO): trace-amine receptor activity
Source: RefSeq, a predicted model, not a curated record
GUAGUUGCAUCGCAUGAGUUCAUAAAGCAGCCCUGUUUUUUUGCCUGAUACAAAUGCAUAUUAUGUGUUAUUGAAGGAGGGAGCACCUUUCAAUUAAUAGACUAAUGUCAUUGUCCAUCCAAUUGGCAACAUGACAAACAGUUGAGACUGUUUUUCUUUCAAUGUGUUUAUCUAUGCAAGCCAACAAGUAUUGGCCGCUUCCUUUGAUUACUGUGGGCACGUAUUCAUUAGACCCACCUCUCACAACUCUCCCAUCUCAAUCCGCCUAGUAGGGCUUGCUUUUGAGAGCGUCAUGAGGACAGACCGUCUUCUCUCUUCCACGCAAGUUGAACAAGAAGAUGGACAACGGUAGCUUCGAAGACGGUGCCAACACAACACUUGACAUCAAUCAGGAUUCCUGCGCCAUGAUGAGGAACCCGGUGUUUCGUUUUAUCCUGUAUGGCUUCUUCUUUAUUGGUAUCAUCUGCACAGUGGUGGGCAACUUCCUGGUGGUCUUGUCGAUUUCCUACUUUAAACAGCUGCAGUCGCCCACAAACUCCUUUGUCAUGUCCCUAGCCGUGGCUGACUGCCUCGUGGGCCUGGUCGUAAUGCCUUACAGUAUGAUUCGGACAGUGGAAGGGUGCUGGUUCUUUGGUUCCCUUUUUUGUCAGCUCCACUCCAGCCUCGACGUCAUGCUGUGUACUGCUUCCAUAUUCCAUCUGAGUUGCAUCGCCUUUGAUCGCUACUAUGCCGUCUGCAACCCACUAGUUUAUUCUUUGAAAAUGUCUCCAAGUCGAGUGGCUUUCCUCAUUGUCAUCUGCUGGGUCGUUCCUAUUCUUAUUUCCUUCGGUCCGAUCAUGCUAGGCCUCCAUAUUGCUGGAGUUGACAUCCUGCUCCCUCAAGAGGUCUGUGUUUUCCUGGUCAAUCGCGUCUACGCUGUCAUGGCUUCCUUGAUAGCCUUCUACCUGCCCAUGGCUAUCAUGCUGGUGGCCUACUGGAAGAUAUUCAAAGCAGCCAGACGGCAGGCAAGGCAGAUCAGCGCCAUGGAAAGCCAGAUGGCGGCUGGAGUGGGAAAAGACUCAAGCAAAAAGAAAAAGCACCGCAACACCAUGAAGAGAGAGCGAAAGGCAGCGAAAACCUUGGGCAUCAUCAUGGGAGUCUUCCUCAUCUUCUGGAUGCCAUUUUUUACUGUCAACAUUGUGGACCCCUUCAUAAAUUACAGCACUGAAGUGGUCAUCUGGGACAUAUUUUUAUGGCUGGGAUAUAUCAACUCAUCAUUAAAUCCCUUCCUGUAUGGUUUCUUUAAUCGCUCAUUUCGGAAGGCAUUCUUCAUGUUCAUGGGCUGCAGUGUUUGCCGACCUGGAAUAUCCCCUGGGAUGGAGCUAUCACAUACCAGGAAAGAAAUUAAUGACUGUGCCGAUAAGUAAUAUAAUGAUUUUUGUGGUGCGUUGGAAGUGAUGGUUGAGAGCUGAGCCAUUUUUGGGUCGACCUGCCUUAAAUACAUUCUCGAUCACUUCUUAGCCUUGUGGUAUUUGUAUUUAUUUUUUAAUGAAAGCCUUUUUUAAUUCCAAUUCAUUCACCCAUGGAAAUGCAAA